Molecule: messenger RNA, 1089 nt
Organism: Parathielavia appendiculata
Lineage: Eukaryota; Fungi; Ascomycota; Sordariomycetes; Sordariales; Chaetomiaceae
Exons: 1
Coding region: 1-1089 (362 amino acids)
Source: RefSeq, a predicted model, not a curated record
AUGCCACCCAAACCCAAAUCCCGCCUUACCCCCUCCUCCUCCUCCUCAAAGCAAAAACCGCCCGCAACCUCCCCACCCCCCCCCUUCAAACCCGCCCCCUCCUCCCUUGCCCCCUUCACCAACCUCCUCCCUCCAGGUCACGUCUACAUAACCCACAUCGACCCUCGCCCGGCCACCUUCAAGCGCAAACUCUUCCUUGUGCCCGUGGCCCUCAACCUAGCUGUCCUCCUCCUCUUCUUCUGGCGCGUGUACCACAUCGGCCCCUACUACCUCGCCCUCUUCACGUCGGCCGCACUAGGCCGCGACAACGAGACCACGCUCCGCGCAGCCGAUCUGACGUACGGCGAGCUCGCUCGCGUGAUCGCCCGCCGCGCGGCGACGUUCCUUUUGGAUUUCCUCUUGGGCGUGUUCGUCUGGCCGUGGCCGUACGAAUUCGUCGUGGGUGCGUCGAGCGGCGGGCGGGGGUCGCCUGUGCAGUGGCGGUGGGCGGUCGGGUUCCGCGGGAAGGAGGUGUAUGUGCGGCGGAGCAGGGACAGUUGGGAUGGGUUGUUGAGGGAAAAUGGUGUGGAUCUGUUUGAUGGAGAACGGAAGGAGGCACGGGAGGGAAGGGAGGCGGUGCUUUCGCGGGUGAGGGCCGCCACGGCGCCGAUGCUGUUGCAGGGCAAGACGGGAUAUUUGACGAUGGACGGGGACUGGGAUUUGGAUUGGAAGGCCAUGGUGGAUGCGACGAGGUUGGUGGAUAAGAAGGAGAUCGCGCUCGAGGCGUUUGGGACAGUAGUGAUGCUGCAUCAUGAGCAGUUUGGGUGGGUGAGCGUGGAUCUGGGGGAUGGACCGAUGGCCGAGCAGGACGAGAGACGGAGGCAGUUGUUUGCGUUCCGGGAUGCGCUCGCCACGCUCGGCAAGGAAGACUUGUUCUUUAGGUGGGUCGAGAUGGUUCAAUUUGAGGCCACCCAGCCUGGUGGGUUUACGCCCGAGAAGCAGGUUGUGGCAGCGCAGAAGAUCCGGGAUCUGUUCAAGUCGAAGGGGGUCGACUUCGACGAGCUGUGGAAGGAGUCGGUCGGGACCGAUGGCCUGGCCGGCAUGCCUUGA